CCUCUGAGAACAGCUUGUUUAUUCACUGUUGGGACAAAAAAAUGUUAUAGUAUUACCUCAUUAAUAUUAAAAUUCUUCGACAAAACCACACAGUGCCCCUUUAAUGUUUAUUGCAAAGUCUAUCUUCUAAGUCUUCCUCCUUAUCUUGACUCUUCUUCCUCGUGUAUGUCAGUCCUCUCCUCAUCCAUUCAUGCAAAAACAUGGACUGUUUUAUGUAGCCCAGGCCACAAACUACGCUUAUUUUUUGAAUAGUAAAAGUACACAAACAUACUAGGAAAGGUCAAAAUAAAUCACUAAUUGUGUAAGAAGCCGAAGACAAAACGAGGGAGUGUCAGUGGAGUCAUGUGCAGCGUGAGAGACAGCCUCAGCCUCGACGUAGGUCGCGGCUGCAGUGAGCCUCACAGCCCUGCCUGAGCCGAGCUAAGCUGAGCCGAGCCGAGCUAAGCUGAGCCGAGCCGAGCUGAGCCGGGCUGCAUGGCCAGCCUGACCUCCUCACGCUGGAAGCAGGUGUCGCUCAGCAGCGGUUCUCCGGGAGCCUCGGCGCUGACGCCGAAUUGUCCGGGAGGAGCGACCCAAACCGUCAGCCGCCCCACAGGCCGCACAUGGAGCCGGGGACCUCCCGUGAAACUCCGACCGACGCGGGGUGCCCUAAACCGAGCGGCGCGCGGGAGGAGACCCCGGGAGGAGAGGCGGGAGCACGAGCCGGGAUGCUGAAGCCGAGAGGAGUGGACGAAGGCGCGGCGGGGGAGGCGAAAACGCGGCGAGAGGCUGAGAGCCAGAUCGAAGCUGGAGAGGAGGAAGAUGCCGCCAAACACCAGGAGGAACUGGACCCAAGAAUCCAGGAGGAGCUGGAGCAUCUCAACCAGGCCAGUGAUGAUAUCAACAAGCUGGAGCUGCAGCUGGAUGAUGCCAGGUCCAGCUACAGGAGGAUUCUGACCGACUCCGCCAGGAAACUCAACGCUCAGGGCUCCCAGCUCGGUGCCUGCAUCGAGAAAGCAAGGCCCUACUAUGAAGCCCGCAGACUGGCCAAGGAGGCCCAACAGGAGACCCAGAAGGCAGCUCUGAGAUAUGAGAGGGCCGUGUCCAUGCACACUGCUGCCAGAGAGAUGGUAUAUGUGGCAGAGCAGGGCCUCUUGGCAGACAGGAACACCAUGGACCCAACCUGGCAGGAAAUGCUCAACCAUGCUACUGCCAAGGUAAACGAAGCAGAAGAGGAGCGCCUCCGCAGCGAGCGGGAGCACCAGCGAGUCACGCAGCUCUGCCAAGAUGCCGAGGCACGAGUCCAGACCCUCCAGAAAGCCCUGAAGAAAGUCAUCCUCAAAUCCAAACCUUACUUUGAACUCAAGGCUCAGUUCAAUCACAUCCUGGAGGAACACAAGGCUAAAGUGGUGCAGCUGGAGGAGCAGGUGGCGAAAGUAAAAACCUGUUACUCCGUGGCCCUGCGGAACCUGGAACAGAUUAGCGAGCAGAUCCAUGCACAGAGGGGCCGGAUCAGGGCCCGCAGCCGGCAUCCUGCGGUCUGCGGGGGGCGAAGCUCCCCUGUGGGCGCCGAGGCCGAGGUCAGAGCCGCGACUGGGAUUCACGUCAGUAGCUGCGCGGCCGUCGGCGGGAUCGAGAGCGACUGGGCAGAUGGCGAGAAAACCCGGCUGUGGGUGGAGAGGCACAGAGAGAGCGGCUGGGGCCAGAGGGAGCGGCUGGACGCCGAGCAGGCCGGCUCGGACCGCAUGUCCGUCAUCAGCCUACAGACCAUCGCCUCCGACCUGGAGAAGUGUGACUCGGUGGAGCACCUGGGCGACCUGAGCGACGCUGGGAGCGUGGUGGGCAUGGUGGGCGAGGGGUGGGACUGUGACAGGAAGCCCGAUGAGAAGUCAGUCUGCAGGGUGAUGACUGAGGAGCCACAGCAGGAGGAGGGAGGAGAUAGUAAAGAGAAGCAGGAGGGGUUCAUCAAGCAGCACCACAGAAGUGUAAGUCUAUGAUAGUUAGCAGCAGGAAGCUGAUGAGUGAUGACGAGCGAGGAUCACGGCGAGCAGUUGAUGAGGGACUCGGAGAGGAAAUAUGAGGGGAGAAGGAAAGUACCUUGACAGAAGUGGUAGAUGGGCUGGCAGGAAUAUGAUUUGGAGAGGCUGACUGAUUGACACAGCGCCACACUGACAGAGCAGUUAGGAACAGCAGGGAGGGUUGGCAGGUAAGACAGCCACGGUUUAUUGAAUCUCUACACGGCAGCAAUAAAGGGAGAGCGGUCCUGUAGCAAUCGCUGAUGACCCGUCACUCCUGUACGGUACUUUGCAGUAUGUGAUCAAGUCUGUUGUACCACACCCUGAAACUUCAACCAAGGUGCGUGAAACAAAGAGGCUCCGGAAAACGAAUCACUGUUAAGUACAAAGGGCAUUUAACAAACGACUCAAACAUGCUUGUGUUAAAUUUCCUGUCCCUGCAAACCUCUUUAGAAAGAUGUCCUCGGUACUGAUGUGUGUUUUUGCUUUAACGAUGGAUAACUAUGGUUCUUGUUGAAAGGGGUUCUUUAGUUUGUUGUAACUUUGGUUUUACUUUUGUAGCUUAGGCCAUCCUCUCUUUCAGUCACAACACUGGAUUCACUGAAGAAUUCAAUCGUAGGUAGUACUUAAGAUAUACAUUAAGCAUCUUUGUUGGUCUUGAUUUAUCUAGUUUUGAAGAGAGAAAAAAACAGUUUAUACAAUUUACAUACCUAAAGGAUCUAAGUAAUAAACCCUGUAAGAGCCAAGCUAAAUACAAGAUGAUUAAAAAUCAGUUACACCAGGACCUCUGGUUUUAUGACAACACAGGCACACAGCGGUAUGUACUGGGUUAGUGGUAGUACAUGCAAAGCUGCAGGGAAUGGGACUGAAAAGGUUGUGUUUAAGAAAACUAAUAAGAAUGGCACUCAGUAGAGUGUAUAUAUCUGCACCAAGGCCCAGCAGUCACCUUUAAUUCCUAAUCCAGUUUCAAACUGGAUUGGCCAGCGUCACUCUGAAUUUGAAAAAACAGCCAUAACAGCUUAAACAGAAUUUAAACUCACCAGAUCUAGGAUUUGCAUUAUAUUGUACUUCUGGACACCAGCCACCUACUGUACAUAGAUUUUUUCGAUUUUCCCCAAAGAACGAAGAUGUUGAAAAACACCAUAUCGAGCAAUGUUAAAGAGAGUGAGACAAAGUUCCUGGAUCUGUGACUUUUGUCUGGAUCCAACUUCAUAGUUUAACAGAAAUAUAUCUGUCAGAUGUCGGUUCAGCACUGAGAUACAUCAGCCUGACCUUCAGUAACUGACAGCAGCGUGAGGAGAACCACUAGCUGAGAAUAAUGAAAGGUGCCCCCCAUGCCUUCAGAUUGGUAUUUCCAUUUUAAGCGAAUUUAAUUGGUUCUCAUAAGCGACUGCCUUGUUCAGCAAAUGUAACAUGCUCAGGUGUGAUCACGUGAUCUAAAUAGAGCUAUACAUGCCGAGCCGGUAUAUCAGACGGCCUCUGUGAACAAAAUUGAACAAAGACAACUUUGUUUUAGUGCUGUACCACCAAACUACAAGUCUAAUAAUCUCAUUUGUGGAUGUAAGUCAUGCAGAGGCAUUCAUAUUAAAAUGAGACUGUUUUAAAACCCGUGAAAAGUUCCUUGUAGUACAUUUAGAUGUUUAAAUUUUUUUUUCAAACAUCAGUUUCCUCCAGUUUACUAAACUAAAAGCACGGGUCUACUUUACAGAUAGCCAUACACCAAGUUAUGCCCUUACGCGGAGAAAAAAAAAUGCCAAAUGUUUGAUUUGUUGAUGACUGACUUUAAUUUCUUUAAAGUGCCUUCGAGUCCUGAUUAGGCUCCGUUAUCCAAAUAUAGAAUUAUUUACGGGAGUUUAAGUGAAAGCAAUUGAUAAUCUGCUCCGACUGGAGAGAACGAAUUGUCUGUGAUCAUUUGUUUUUACCUUCGUGUUAAGUUAUGAAAUAUGUUAUUUAUGUUCAGGGUGCAGCAGACUCGAACUGUACGACCUGAAAGCCAAUGUUUGACACUGGUCACGUAUUCAUUUUCGUCCGUGAGGUACAUGUAAAUACAGGACGUUUGAGGAGUUCAGUGCUUCCCCCAGAGGACUGAUAUCAGUUUGAAUGUCUGUAAUUGUUCCAGCAUGUAAUUCCUGCUAAAACCACAAGUUGUUCUGACAUUUGUCUGUUUGUACAGAGUUGCCCGAAAGAGUUACUGUACAUUUUUGUAAAUGUUUGGGAAUUUAGCAUUUGGACAGAGCCAUGCUAGCUGUUUCCUUCUGCUUCCAGUCUGCGUGCUAAGCUAGGCUAACCUCGUCCUUCCUCCGGCUCUGUAUUUAACAUAAAGACAUGAGAUUUAGUUGUGAAUGAUAAGUGUAUUGGUAACACGUUAUAGUUAAUGAAUUAAUAAGUUAAUAUGUUUUUAAAUCAUUUGUUGAACUGUUUAACCUUAAAAGUGUUUGUUUGUCGAUAAUAUAUAGUGAUUGUUACUAUAAAGUGUUACCAGUGUAUUUGUUGAACUAUUAGAUAUGUGCAAAUGUAAUGUCACCGCAGUUCUUGAAUUGUCCAUGACUACUGAGCAUGACUGAAAAAAUGUCUGUCUGAUGAAUUGGGAGAUGAUAUCUCAGUGUAAUCCAGUGAAAUUUAAUUUUGAAAUUAAGUUAGUUUAUUAUAGGAACGUCAUAUUUGUUUUAACCCAACAUCCCGCAAAUGGUGGGUUGCUUUCACUGUGUGUGUGUGUGUGUGUGUGUGUGUGUGUGUGUGUGUUCUCUAAUUUGACUUCACACGUUCACAUUAGUUACAACAUGAAGAGGCAGUGAAAGCUGAAACAGAAAAAGACUUGAACUUAUGAUCCAAACAGUAUUGUGGGUUUGCACAACUGCUGCGUGUUUGCACCUGAUGUCUUUGGUACAGCAUAUGUAAUGACUUCACUCUGAACCCUGUUUACAACAUUGCUGUAGAAAACAGUGUGUUAACGGUUUGUUUAGAAAAGAAUGUACAUGCAACACAUGUUUAAUCCUGCUGAACUUCAGAUACCUUACUCAACAUGCAAAUGUUAUUUUCUUGAACUUCAUUAUUAAAAAAUGACAGUUUAACUUGUUUUGCGGUGUUGUAAGGGGAUAUUUAGUUUUUAUAGCGGGUCACGAGCAUAAGGAUUGUGAAUUAAUCCUUAAAGGAGCAUUUUGUAAAUUAUUACCAUCUGCCCCAAACAAAUAGAGGGUACUGUUUAUUUAUUCUAUACAUUUCAUUUUUCUAUGCAAAUUCAUUGUUGCAGGUUGUUAAAAUUAUGAAGACUGAAAUAAUUACUGCUAUCUAUGUAUUGAUUUAACCGUGUAUUGGCCAUUCCUCAGUUGCAUUGUUGCAUUCUUUUGUUUCACAAUAAGUGCUAAAUUAAAAACUUUUGGAGUUAUACAAUGAUA
Molecule: messenger RNA, 5389 nt
Organism: Acanthopagrus latus (yellowfin seabream)
Lineage: Eukaryota; Metazoa; Chordata; Actinopteri; Spariformes; Sparidae
Gene: sh3bp5lb
Product: SH3-binding domain protein 5-like, b
Exons: 6
Coding region: 603-1976 (457 amino acids)
Biological process (GO): intracellular signal transduction; negative regulation of protein tyrosine kinase activity
Cellular component (GO): cytoplasm
Molecular function (GO): protein kinase inhibitor activity
Source: RefSeq, a predicted model, not a curated record